Molecule: messenger RNA, 4221 nt
Organism: Botrytis porri
Lineage: Eukaryota; Fungi; Ascomycota; Leotiomycetes; Helotiales; Sclerotiniaceae
Exons: 5
Coding region: 1-4221 (1406 amino acids)
Source: RefSeq, a predicted model, not a curated record
AUGGCUUCCAUAUCAUUUCAAACCCCUGAGAAGAUGAACGAUGAGAAUGCACCUCUACCUCGAACUCCACAUACACCUAGCUCACACAAGAUCCAAGAUUUGGGACGAGCAUCUUCCCAAAAGAAAGCUCGACAAAUUUUUGAUAGUUUGAGAGGUUUGAAGUCACGCGGGAGACUCAAUAUCGAUGUAGAAGAUGAGGGAAGUCAUUCUGCUGGCCCGUCUAGCCCUAUUCGCCGCAAAAAUUCAACAUGGGACUUCUUGGGAACCAUUCGUACAAAAAGAUCUGGUGAAUUCGGUACCCCUGAGAAUGAACGUCCUGUUACCACAACUCCUCUCAAAGCAGAGCCGCAAAUUAACGAGGCUUCGAAACUGCUUCCGAAAAGACGAAAGAGUCUUGUCAACAUGCUCGGAUCAAUCUCCGACAAGGUAUCCCCUAGACGUAGUACAACCCUUCGUGAAAACACACUCGAAGAAGAGGAACUGCCAGGUCAUUGUGAAGAGGACGUAUUUGCCAAGAGGUUGGCAAAAGAGUUGAUAGAUUUGAAAGCGAAUAAUCCGAGUCCUUUACACACAUCAGCGUCAGAUGAUCAAUCAAGGUUUCCUCAGGAACGAUUAGGAGGAACUUAUAAUCUGCAAGAGAAUAUCAAUACCAUAAUCGAGAAUCUUCAAAAACUCCGGCAGGCUGAAGAUCUACCUAAUGGUCGAGCAGGAUACGACGCAGACAGUUGGACGAGUCAUGCGCAAACACUACAAAGUGUAAGAUCCAACGAGCAGCUUACAAGCCACUCUCCAACGACGGAAGUAGAUGAAGACGAAUCAAAAACGCCAGACUCAUACCUUUGCUCGAUUAUUAAUUCUUUUGACAACUACAACAAAGAAUCAUUUGCCGCCGAAGGAAAAGGGUUGACUGUCUCUCCGUCACCCUCCCCCGACAAGUUACAACCAACUAAACCAAUUGACUUUCUGAAGGAUUCGAGUCCAGAGGUGAUUCCUGAGGAAUCAGGCCCAAGCAAUCAAUUCAUGGAUACGCUUUCAUCGAAAUGUUGCCAAACUAACACACUGCCAACACCAGAGCGAAUGUGCCGCGAGAGGACACGGCCAAUGAUUACAAUUCGGGAAGUAACUUCUGAUUCUAACUCUACCUCGACAUUUGAGGAUCAGAUAGCUCCGUCACCACCAACAUGGCAAGCCGCAGCGAAAUCUAGAAACGCAAUGCUGGAAAGCAGAGCCAGACUUCCUUGUCAGUUUGAUAGAGAUCAUGCUCAGAAAUUCGAUGCUCCUCAUAUGAGCUCGGUUGAAGAACGGAAGAGUCACUGUCAAAGCUUACAGCCAAUCCCUCCUAAGGCCGACGAAUCAGAUCACCAGAGAAUUGCCCGCAAUAUCAAGCAGACCGUAAAUAAAAUGACAAAGAAUCUCCAUCUUUCAUCAUUCUCUGAAGAAGCAAUAGAAGAUUGGGACGAGGGGUUCUCAAAGGAGGAGACAUCUGACGAGAACCUAGACAACAUCUUGGAGACCGUCGAAGAUGUUCAUACAAAAACAAUUGAGGAAAUCUCGGGCGUUACAAUGGUACGCAAAAACAUAAGUUCGUUCACGAACAGGCAGUUUUUGGACGGCGCAAUGUAUGUCAGAUACCCUCAAACAGAGGUCAAAUGGUGCCACAUGCAAUACUUCCCAACAGGAAGCCUUGCCAUUUCAGACAUUCGCAAACGAAACAAAGGGGAAUAUUCGGAUACGAUAUCAUAUUGCCCAGAAGAAAAUUGUAUUUACGUUUAUCUAUGGGGGCAGGUUCCCAAGUCGGAGUCUGAGCUUAGUGUUCGCGUUAAAUACCCGGAAACAAAGACUCGAUGGGCUCGGACCAAGAUCUAUGACAACGGCGAUCUUGCCAUGGCUGAUAUGUACCAAGAGAAUCGAGGUGAAUUCUCAGACAUUAGAUAUGAUGCAUCCGAACGCUGUUUUCAUGUUUAUGCGUGGGGUGAUGCUGUUGAAGCACCGAAACGUGGAGUCCGUGUUGACUAUCCAGAAAUGAAAGUUGGAUUGACACGAACACAGACUUACGGAAAGAAUGAUUUAGCAUUGGUUGAUCUGUGUGAAAAGAGCCGUGGAAGUGUGUCAGAAGUCAGAUAUAAUGCCUUAGAACGCAGGUUCCAAUAUUUCACAUUGGAUGAAGCCAUGGACGAGCUCGACAGUUGUCACUUUGGAGGUUUUCAGAAAUCAGAAAUGGAGCGUAAAAUUUGCGUUGAACUUUCAGAAUUGACUCAAACCCAAGGUUACGCACCUAAACCGGAUAUCUCAAGAUUUGAAGUCGACAAGAAGUCCACGAUUGCUUACAGUACUCCUGAACAAAGCUCGCGCAUAGAAGCACAAACAGUAGGGAUUGAACCAACUUACAGAACUCGCGAGCCUGCAUGGAGACCAACACUAUCGCCUCUCGGUGACCGGGAUGAGAGUGACCAAGAUCUACCUGAUUUCUCCGAUUUGGAGAAUGAGUUCCAACUUGUUACCAUCAAAUCUCCUGGAAGUUCUUCACUCAGUAUAAAAUCGCAAGAGGGAGCAGAGGAGGAAACUGGCGAGGAUAUUCCAGGUAGUAUUGAUAUGAGCCUCUGCGUGGAAGCUGGGACUCCUCGAAAGCCAGAUCAUGAAUUUGUCACUGAAUUAUUUAUGACAACCGAUUCUGAUAGACCGGCACCUCUCCUUAGAGGCUCUAAGCAGAUUCUUCAGUAUCUGGAUAGCUUUGAUGGUGUAAAUUGCAGGAGCAAUUUGGUGAAUGUGAACAAUAAUCUUCAGUCAAAUCGCGAGACGGCAACAAAGAUAUGGGCUGAAUCCGAAGAGGUUAAAGAAAUAUAUCAUUCUGUUCAACCAACUCCUGAAAGCGUUCAAGCUAUGAUAGACGAACUUUUCGCUCAAGCCACUCACCGCGCAUGGCUUGACGGCUCUUCGGAUGAUGGAAGUGCAUCUCUCAAAAUUGAAGUUGUCGAGGAAGAAACUAGAAAGGGUUCAAGUACAUCCUUUAAAAAAGGGCACAAGUUCUCUAUGUUUCUUGAUAACCAAUAUUACGGAAUUUCAGGACCCAACGAAGUUUCAAAGAAUCAAGAAGAGCCAAAGUGUGCGAAAGAGCACACCAUCUUUGAUUUUCGCAAGGACACUAUACAUCGCAGGGAGCGUUCAAAUGCUAUUUCUGGAGAAGGUCCUUCGGUGGCUGUGCGUCCGAAAAAAUUAGAUGAGAGUAUAUACAUUCUUCCCAUCGACAACAUUGAUUUAUACGAGGAAAACGCUGGUUGUGGUGCUCCAAAAUCACCCUACCCUACAGAAGUCGAUGAGAAUAUAGCGUCCUUUACUAAUGACGCGGACUUGACAGUCUUGGUUCCAGAACCCAUUGAUACUGCGACUAUAACUAACCACAAAACGAAUAAUAAUCUUUCCAGUCUUGAUCUGACUAAACUAGACUUCGAUAAUAAAGAAGAGACAGCCAAUGUCAGGCCAGGUCUCUGGGCCGGCACUUGUACAAAAGAGCAGAAUAAGUGUGAUGUACCCCCAUGCACUGCAUCUUCUAUAUUCAGUCAACUAGGUCUUGAAGCCGCGCUUGCCCCAACAGCCCCCAAGAUCGAGGAAGUCGCAACAUCUGAUAACGAAAAAGAUGAGCCAACAGAAAUAACGAAAGGCAAAGAAAUCAUUAUUCAAAGUUCCGCUCUUCGUGUAGAAACAGUGUCGCAAGCAUUUAUAGAUCACGAGGUUCUUCCACAACUCAACACAAAAAUUGAAUCAAAGCGAGUGCCUACUUUAGUAAACAUCUUUCAUUCACGAGGAAUGGCGUCCUCAUCUUCGGCUCGGCCAUUCUUAGACAAAUAUUCCUCUCCUCUCCAGCCACUCUCAACUCCCAAACGAGCAGAGACAUAUACUCCAAUUCAAAUUCCGAGAAUCGUUACGCCGUCGGGGAAGAUUUACAGUCCUGCACAACUGGAAGAGGAUAAGAAAGUUUCAAAUCCAAUUCAGAGGGUUCAGACGCCGGGAAGUGGGCUGGAGAAGCAGUUUAAAGGUAGAAAUUAUUUUAGUGUAAACAUGAGAGUGGAUGAUGCGGACGAUGAGGAUGAUGCAAACUUGAGUGGUGAGGAAACGGAGAUUAGUGAGGGAUUUGGCGAGAAAUUGGAGAGAAUGAGGGUGAGUAAGUAUUGUUUAGUGAAGGAAGAGGGGCAUGGUAUGGGCGAGAAUGAAGUAGAGGUAUAG